ACAAUGAACAUCACCGAGGUAGCAUUGUGAGUAUUUCUUUCACGGUAAAACACCCAGGCUUAAUACUAUUUUAUCGUGACCGAGUAUGGAUCGAUUGACUAAAUGUAUCCUUGUCCUAGCUUGGAAAAUAGCAGUAGUCGGAGCACAGUGUCCUUCUGGAUUUGCUUGUUCAGGUCCGUCGUGUAUCCUAAUAUACCCUACAAGUAAUGGUUGGAAAUAUAGAAAUACAAACGGAGACAUUCGUAUUGCAGCUUUAGGCAAUGUCUCUACAUCACCAAACUGCUACAAAUUUAUAAGAGUGAACAGAAAAGGCCAAUCAUGUGUUGAUGCUCAGCGUGAAUGCGAACAAGCAGGUGGCAACAUCACCGAAAUAAACAGCAUUGACGAGUAUGAGCGUUUGACAAAAAACGUGCUAAACAUUAUAAGUGUUUUGGAAGUUAGUACAUUCAGUGUUCACGUCAUAAACCUGCCACUUGAUCACAUACGUAUAGGAUGUGCAACAAUUACAGUACAAGAUGGAUAUUUUUUUAAUAACUUAAAUAUUAAAAAUACCCAUUGCACCACAACCCACAUGGUAAACACUAUUUUCUGCGAGCACACGGACGUGCAUACGGGAAUUUGUUCUAUGCCAGGGGCCACCGAAAAAAUGCUAAAACCAACAAUAUCGGUUCAUCAGACAAGUCAUAUUUGGUCUAGGUCUUUCACUAAUUUUUUUGUUACAGACAAGACAAUAUCAGGACACACUCCAACUGAAUUUACACAUUCAUCAAAGGAAACCCUAUCAGAAAUGAAAGUGGGUCCUAGCUUGCGGAUUGUUGCUGUUAUAAUGUCGAGUGUCGUGGUCACAAUCGCAAUCAUUUUACUAAGUUUCUUGCUUGUCCGACACAGACAGAGAACAACAAAACCAGGAAAUGGCAAACCGGUAGAUAAAGUUGAAUAUCAGGACUAUGUAUAGCUGAAGGUACACACGAAUAUGCUACACAUAACUAUGUUGUCCAACACCAGAAAACUACAGCUGACGAAGUUGUAUACCAGGAUGUAGAAGAUAUCGAUAACAAUGAAUACGAUGAUACUGCAGUUGAGGUGGUGUACCACGAUACCGCAGUUGAAGUGCUAUACCAGAAUUCAAGAAACAAGUUUCGGGCACUAGACUAGGGCUGAUGCAGGAUUUGGCGGUAGGGGGUGCUUGAGAAUCCACACCACCUCAGGGCCUCCAUGGCUGCGGGGCGGAUCCAAACAUUUUCUGACGGGUGGGCACAUUGCCAAUAUGGAGUCCUAGAUGGCGGGAAAUGAGCUUUCCCGACUUCUGCUGAGGUGUCUUUUAAUGUCG
This is a messenger RNA of Anneissia japonica, 1330 nucleotides long. RefSeq lists its product as uncharacterized. The coding region runs from base 86 to 955 and encodes 289 amino acids. NCBI's taxonomy places the organism in Eukaryota, Metazoa, Echinodermata, Crinoidea, Comatulida, Comatulidae. The record is from RefSeq and is a predicted model, not a curated record. The transcript has 6 exons.